Molecule: messenger RNA, 499 nt
Organism: Paralichthys olivaceus (Japanese flounder)
Lineage: Eukaryota; Metazoa; Chordata; Actinopteri; Pleuronectiformes; Paralichthyidae
Gene: gng3
Product: guanine nucleotide binding protein (G protein), gamma 3
Biological process (GO): protein dephosphorylation; negative regulation of JUN kinase activity; G protein-coupled receptor signaling pathway
Cellular component (GO): heterotrimeric G-protein complex; cytoplasm
Molecular function (GO): MAP kinase tyrosine/serine/threonine phosphatase activity; G-protein beta-subunit binding; protein tyrosine/threonine phosphatase activity
Source: RefSeq, a predicted model, not a curated record
CCAUGGAUGGGGGUGAUCCUCUCCAUCCACCACAAACCUAGUGCUCAUUGUAGCAGAAUCGCAGUGCACUGGACUGUACAGAGCAGGGUACCAUCCAGGCUGUUGUCUGUGAGGGGUGGGGUCCGGCUACACUGAUACCACCAAACAUAAGCUCACAGACUGACACGGGAGAGGCAAAAAAGGGGAGAGAAAAAAGAGAGAGAGAAGAGGGGGGAAGAUUGCACCUGAAGAGGAAUAUAAAACGGAAUGAAAGGAGACACCCCAGUGAACAGCACAAUGAGCGUCGGUCAAGCCAGGAAACUGGUGGAGCAACUGAAGAUAGAGGCUAGUUUCUGCAGGAUAAAGGUGUCGAAAGCAGCAGCCGAUCUGAUGGCGUACUGCGACGCACACUCCUGCGACGACCCUCUGAUCACCCCUGUGCCCACCUCAGAGAACCCCUUCAGGGAGAAGAAGUUCUUUUGUGCUCUGCUUUAAAUCAAAUCAGGGAUUGUUGUGAUUU